Salarias fasciatus (jewelled blenny) is the source of this 2099-nucleotide messenger RNA. It is a transcript of the gene miip, whose product is annotated as migration and invasion inhibitory protein. The record is from RefSeq and is a predicted model, not a curated record. The transcript has 9 exons. Gene Ontology annotation, biological process: negative regulation of cell migration; negative regulation of G2/M transition of mitotic cell cycle. Lineage: Eukaryota; Metazoa; Chordata; Actinopteri; Blenniiformes; Blenniidae. The coding region runs from base 54 to 1325 and encodes 423 amino acids.
AGGAGCCGCAGCGUCCUGUUUUGGCUUUCUGUAAAGCAAAAAGGAUUUUAGAAAUGUUCUCGGAGCGACUGGAAGCUUUGAGAGAGCGAAACAAAAGUUUAAUAAAGCAGCUGAAGCUCCAGAGAGACACUCUGGAGCGACUGAGCGGCUGCAGGGACAGCCGGAAGAGGGAGCGAGAGGACGAGACGGAGGAGGCGAGACUGCAGGAGGAGAGAAGGCUGCAGGAGGACAGGAGACUGCGACAGGAGAGGAGACUGCUGGAGCAGGGCUGGACCCCACCGGAGGAGAGACCACCGGAGGAGCUGGUGACUGUGACCCGGGGACACGGCAGUCCUGCCCGGGCAGCCCUCGCUAAACCCUCCGUCAGAUUUGCUGAUAUUUGUGGAGACCAAACAGACAUCCAGGAAUCUGUCGCUCGGUCAUCUUUGUCUGGGAGACUCAGAGAAGGAAGUGCUGCAGAUUCAAAGCCAUCAGACCUGUUCAGAGACAGACAUCAACCUCCAGGCCACAGCGGGCCAGUCGACACCAAGACCUGUUCAGAAACUCACAGUAAAGACUGGAGCGGUGAGCAGAGUGGAGUCAGAUUCCAGUCUGAUGAGUGUGAAGAUGUACCAGCAACAGGCAGACAUCAUUUGCAGCCUUUGCUUGGAUAUGACUGGAUAGCAGGAGUCCUGGAUACUGAUGAGUCCUUGAUGGAGCGCUCUGACGACUUCUUCAAUGACCUGCGCGUGUUUCGCUCUCUCAAUAAAGAUGAGUGUGUGCGGACCACACACUCAGAAUUUUCUGAGGACAGCCUCCAGGACUCGGAGCAGCUGAGAGACAAGGACGCACCACAGGCCGACACACACACUCAUCAGUGUACGUUCUCCUAUCGGAUUAACAGCAGACUGUUCCCCGUCCCGCUCGGGCCUCAGGAAUGCUGUCCUGUGUGCAAACGGCACAAAUCCCGUCACCCUCACACGACCUCUGAGCCGGCGCUGGUCAGGGUCAGCAUCCCUCGCAGCGCCCUGCUGCCGCCUCACAGAUACAAACCUCACCGGCGGUGCAGCUUCGACCCCUCUGACAGUCUGGGGUUACCAUCGCACUGCCUGUCCGGCUGGUCGAACACGGGCCAAACCACUCUGCCACCGCCGAGCUGCCUGGAUCUGCACAGCAGUCUCGACGCCAAGGCCAGAGGAUCGAGCAGGGAACUGGAGAAUCUGUCUGAAGCCAGAAUGCCUGCUAACCGUGAUGAGAUCGCAGACGUGUCCCGCCUGGCUCGACACAACUUUCAACACUUCUCUGCAAAAAGAAAGGCGAGCAGCACAUCGUACCGUGUCUGCUGAAAAAUCAUCGGAAGUCUUUUUUUUCAUGUAUUUUCGUCAAUUGGAUGUGAAUAAAAUCGAGUUAAAUCAGCUUUUGAGUGAGAUAAAGUUUAGUAAGAGGAUAUCUUAUGUAAUAUAAGUGACUAUUUUAUAUCUGGCCGCCACACGCGACCGCCUGCAGCCUCGUGGCUGUGAAGCAAGACCAACUUGCGCCACAUUUGGAAUUGAAACAUGUGACACAUUUCCACGGUUUAAGAAAUGCAAAAUUUUUAUAAUAGAUCGGCAAAUUGCAACACAAGGGAAGUCGGUGUGAAUCCCAUAUCUGCCCAACGGCAGUGUGUGUGUGUGUCUGUUUGAGUGUGUUUACUUUAGCUCCCAGAUUCUCACACACUUCUGUUUUUUGACUUCCUGUAAAACUGCCUCACUGCCGGACUGAGACAGAGCUGAAACGCAGAAUGUGGCCGAUGGAGAAGCUGCUCUUUGCAGGAAACCGCGAGCCUUAUCGCACACGCUCACAAUCACUCCCAUGUCGGCGCUUCUGUUUUUUCAGUCCGUGACCUGAUUGAGGUCUGUUUGAAUGCUGGAUUCUUGUAGUUGAGUUUGGUGUAUUUUUAGUUCCUGCGGCCGUGUUGUGGCGAUUCGGCGGCGUUUAGAAGAUCCGUAUCACAAACCAUCAAGUCAAAGGAAAGUUCGGUCAUCUCAGAGCUCACAUGCCUUUUCCCAUUGAUCGGUUCCCAGCUGUUAUUAAUGGGAUCAUGGUGUUCUUGAAAGAUGUGCAAGCUCUGCACAAAAAGC